Dibothriocephalus latus is the source of this 1020-nucleotide messenger RNA. Lineage: Eukaryota; Metazoa; Platyhelminthes; Cestoda; Diphyllobothriidea; Diphyllobothriidae. The record is from the annotation of a GenBank genome assembly.
AUGUGCGUAAAAUUAUCCGACUCCAAGCAGCGUUCGGUGACGACUGGUAGUGUGGCAGUUACUCGUUCUUGUGACAGAGAUGAUCUCGAUAUGGAUAUCAAUUUAACUCCGUCCUCUGAAAUCCAGCCGAACGAGGCAACCUUAGCAACCCACGGAUGUAGCAGCUUCAAUAUGCAAAAAACGACACAGGUCGGACAAACAGAAAAUUCAUCUGUCAACAAAUGGAAGACACCGAGUGAAACGAGCAUAUCAUCCGCCGGCAGCCGUUUAAUCGAGAGAGAUGCUGAAAUUAGGCUUUCAAAGCUGAUUGGAAUCAAACAUAUGCUAGAUCUUGUCAAGCCUUUGCAUGAUGCGCUUCGAGGUAGCUCUUCCGUCUUGCUCAAAACCUACAAAGAGAUACUUUCGAAUAACGGAUACAAUGACUUGCUAGAGAAGCUUACAAGUGUUCUGCGUAAAGAUGUCUGCAUCAGUAAGGGCGUUCUGCAGAUGCGAGUGCAGAAAUGUUUUGCAAUUAAAACUGGAGCCAAUGUUCUGCUGGAUCUCACUCGCAGAACUUAUGCGGAACAAAUCGAAGACAUCUCCCGUUUGGUGAACAGUCUGGGAAAAGAAUACAAGCUCCCUCUUCGGGUCGCUUACAACAAAGCCCGUGGAUUCUUCAUCCAAGUUACUGACAACUCUGUUGAACUGCCAAAGAAGGAUCAUCGUACAUCCACACUUAAAAACUACUAUGGCAGUGAACGUGAGGACCCGGACCUCGAUUACAGCAAUAGUGAGGUUGUGUCCGGUUUAAUGGGUCAGGAUUCGCAGAAUUCCUAUGAUUCUACUUCACUUCGAUCAACACGUAAAAGCGUCUUACCGGAAGUAUUUAUAAAGGUUCAGAAGUCCCGGGGCAUUAUCAACUGCACUACAAGUGAACUGGUGAGGAAAAUAAGUACACUGUCUUUUGUUGAUAAAUUCAAAUUUUGCUGUUUACCUAUCUCUAAUUUCAAGAUGAACUUACUGAAUCCAUUUCCUAAAUAA